AUGGCCCGCGAAAAAUCGCUCCGAUGUCACUGUGUCAGCAGAGCUCUCGUGAGACACAAGGUAGAUAUGAUAUCGGCACUUUCAGGAAAUCAAGGAUGGUUCGUCCUGCGCCCUGCAGGAAAAACGAAGAAGCGAACAGCAUUCUUCGAGAGUCUUCUAGAUCCCAGUCAAUGCCCAGCUAACAUUGUAGAACGUAUGACUAGGACAUUCAGAGUGGAUAACAUGGUGUCUGGAUGGUGGAGAGUUGUGGCAUUAGCGAUGCUUGGCCUCCUUGGAUCAGCAACAGUAAUUUUGCAUUCACUAAUGGGCCGCAGAAGAAGACGACAGGGUGCUUUGAUUGAUUCUCCUUCUAGUUCCAAUGCAUCCGUUUCAAAUGCUACGAAAAGGACGAAACGAGCAGAAACUCGUUCGACUUCAGCUGGACCAUCAGUGUGCGCAUCAACUUUGUCACUUACACCAUCUCCUGCAGAUCAGGUCACCCGACAGCGCAGGACAACUUCUAGUCGUGAGAGCGGAUGUGAGCCAUUCCAUAGCAAGUUCCUCCAAGAUUUCGAGCCCGUGAAAUUACUUGGACAUGGAGGUUUUGGUGUGGUAUUUGAGGCAAGAAAUCGUCUCGAUGAGUGUCCAUAUGCCGUGAAACGAAUAGCGGUUGCAAAUAACGAGCGUGCUAUCCAGCGAGUCUUGCGGGAAGUACGAGCCAUGGCAAAACUGGAUCAUCCUGGUAUAAUCCGCUAUUAUCACACGUGGAUUGAAAGGCCGCCUGAUGGUUGGCAGGAAGAAGAAGAUUGUCUGAUGCUGAAGGGCAUGCAGUCGCGUUUCAAACGAAAAGCUGAAGAAAACGGAUUGGGUAUUGAAAGUUCAACAUCAUCGGCUGUCGUCCAACGUCCUGUUUCGAAGAGCAGCCUUCGCCAAUCAUCAGAGAGUGCGGAUGUCAUGGCUCCGGCUGUAACUGAACGUAGUGACGACGGAUCGUGGCUUGAUGAUGAUGUGAACGAAAGCAAGGUGGAACUAGAAGAAUCCUCUUCAGACAGCGAGGACCCGAUUGCAAAGGGGGAUAAGCAUGUGACCGUCGAAGAAUCCGAAAGUGUCGUAUUUGGAGCUGAGGGAGCUGGUGAUUGUAACGAGUUGAUUGCUAGAAACUCCAAUGAACUAUCCCAGAUUGGCAAAAAGAUGGUACUGGUUACAUCGACCGACGAGGAUUUGAUGCCAAGCGCAAAUACCAGUAAUUUCGUCUACAUCUACAUUCAGAUGCAGCUGUGUCAAGAGCAGACUCUGCACGCUUGGCUGUCCAAGCAUCGAUCGUGGAAUGACCGGCCGCUUGAUAAAAUGAAGGUGUGGAUGGCACAACUGUGUAGUGCAGUGAGCUAUAUUCAUCAGCAAGGCCUCAUUCAUCGGGAUAUCAAGCCGCAGAACAUAUUCUUCGCUUCUGAUCAAGCGCUGAAAGUAGGCGAUUUGGGACUGGUCACUAGAUGUGUGCCGGCUGAGGAUCAACCAAUAGAGAAGAAUGUCUCUCGAUCGGCCCUCCAUACAGAUAACGUAGGCACGAGAGGGUAUAUGAGCCCUGAACAGUUAGCUAAUAAGCCAUACACUUUCAAAGUGGAUGUAUUCUCAAUGGGGCUGAUCUUCUGUGAACUAGUAAUACCAUUUCAAACGCUCAUGGAACGUAGCCUCACGCUCAGUGAUCUACAACAUGGACGCAUGCCGGAUGCGCUGAAAGGGAUGGAGGAGGAAGAGAAAGAUUUCAUCACAUGGUUGACCAGCAUGGAUCCAGACCAGCGUCCAACAUGCGAUGAAAUCCUGGAUUCGGACUAUAUGGCUGGUGUGGAAACGCGUAUGUUGAUGGGUAAUCGUACACCAGGUGUUAGGCGACGUAUAAAAAGCGAAGCUGCUCUGUUGGACGCAUCAGUUUGA
Cooperia oncophora is the source of this 1911-nucleotide messenger RNA. The record is from the annotation of a GenBank genome assembly. NCBI's taxonomy places the organism in Eukaryota, Metazoa, Nematoda, Chromadorea, Rhabditida, Trichostrongylidae.